CGCAACAAUCUGUUGGCCGCCGUCGGCUUCCUCGAGCUGGCCAACGCGGGCGAUUUCGCCGCCAAUGUGUGGAACGAGACGCCCGUGCCUAAGUACGCCCUUGCCAUGAUGGCGCUGGGGGGCAUUGCGGCGCUUUGUAUGAUCUACUUCAGCGUGCGCGACGGGGUCUUGAGCUUGGCCAACCUGCGCGCCCUGCGCGAGGAGCGGCGGUACCUGCAGAGCCAGCGUGAGCUGCAUUUGCGCGACGCCAACAUGCUGCGCACCAUCGACUGUUUUCUCGACAUGAACACGCGCGAGAUGGGCACCGAGCUCGUCGACCGCGUCGGCAUGGACACCCUGCUGGGUUUUAGUUCUCUGGUCGUCGGCAUCGGCACUUUCUUGGCCAUGGACGGAGACCGCCACCCUGUGCUCUUUCGCGCGAGCAACCUGCUCACUGGGUACGUGGGCAACACGCCCUGUGUCCUGUUUGGUCUGGUCAACAUCUCAUGGUCGAGCUGGGUCUGGGCGCGAUCAAAAAAGCAGCAGGCUGCCGCCCUGAGAUAUGUCAAGGGGUCCACGAGGAUAGGCCAGAUGCUGAGGAACCGGACCUCGAGCAUCCAGAUGCACGCCGCUUUACAUGGAAUCUCGGGUAUUGUCGCAGGUGCGGCCGCCAUGGUGACCGCGACAAUGUGGUGGGGUUACGUUGUUCUCCUGCCCUGCGUCAUCACGUCAGGUCUGGUCAACCUCUUCUGGCGACGCCGUGUGGGUUACGAGCGGCCCCUGGUCGCCCAUGAGAUCACUUCCAUCGAUCAGGACACCGUCCUCGAAGCCCUGCGCUACGCAGACAGCUGCUGCCAGCGCAUCUGGAAGGGCUAUGUGCUGGGAAAAGACGCCUUCACCACGCUAGUCCCAGAAGCCGAGUCUCUCCUAUGCGCUCUAGACUUUAUUCAAAAGAACAACCUCUUCGAAGACCUCUGCCUGCGUCUCUUGAAGGAUCCUGAGACCUCCCGCAGACUGCAGCAGACGUCUUCCGCUUCGCCGUCCUCUUCCACCGAUAACUUUGCUGCAGCAGAGGCACCAGCCAUCGAUUGGCACCAGCUGGCCGCUGUCGAGGACGAGGCCUGGACGCAGCACGUUCUCAAGGUCGCCAGAGAGCUGAUCAACGAGAAGGCGCUGCUGUCGUUUACCUACCAGGAGCGCCACCUGCUGGAAGUGCUCGGCUGUUACAUGUGCCGA
Molecule: messenger RNA, 1215 nt
Organism: Cryphonectria parasitica EP155
Lineage: Eukaryota; Fungi; Ascomycota; Sordariomycetes; Diaporthales; Cryphonectriaceae
Exons: 2
Source: RefSeq, a predicted model, not a curated record